AUGGCAGCAGAACGGCAAGGGAAGGGGAUACGGAAGCGAGAAGGAAAAGAAUUGACAGAGGAGGACAAAAUAGCUAUCCGGAGGUCCUUUGAGUCCCUAGACAAGGACAGCAACGGUCGACUUUGUCCGGAGGAAAUCUAUAAAGGCGUACAAGUCCUUGGCUUCAAUCCUACCUGGUCGGAAGCUGUUGAAAUGAUUAGUGAUAUUGACGAAAAUGGAAAUGGUCGUAUUGAAUACGAGGAAUAUGAAAAUAUGAUGAGAAAACGCCUUUCUGCUAUGGAGUAUGAAAAACAGUUACUUCGAGGUUCUUUUAAAAAGUUUGACAAAGAUGGCGACGGUACUAUAAGUCCAGAAGAACUCCAAAAGGCUCUUUGUAAAACUGGUGAUAAGAUGGAUAUAGCUGAUGUAAACGAAAUGUUCCUUUUGGCAGACCGCAACAGUGACGGCAAACUGAAUUACGAAGAAUUCGUCGAGAUGUUUCAAGAACAGUUUUGA
Messenger RNA from Ylistrum balloti, 495 nucleotides. RefSeq lists its product as uncharacterized. The transcript has 4 exons. Gene Ontology annotation, molecular function: calcium ion binding. The record is from RefSeq and is a predicted model, not a curated record. NCBI's taxonomy places the organism in Eukaryota, Metazoa, Mollusca, Bivalvia, Pectinida, Pectinidae. The coding region runs from base 1 to 495 and encodes 164 amino acids.